Acipenser ruthenus (sterlet) is the source of this 4145-nucleotide messenger RNA. Its product is annotated as glycolipid transfer protein. The coding region runs from base 466 to 1095 and encodes 209 amino acids. Gene Ontology annotation, molecular function: ceramide 1-phosphate binding; ceramide 1-phosphate transfer activity. The transcript has 5 exons. Gene Ontology annotation, cellular component: membrane; cytoplasm; cytosol. Gene Ontology annotation, biological process: intermembrane lipid transfer; ceramide transport. Lineage: Eukaryota; Metazoa; Chordata; Actinopteri; Acipenseriformes; Acipenseridae. The record is from RefSeq and is a predicted model, not a curated record.
AGUACCAGUAAAUAUGCGUUCUAAACACCCAGCUUUAAUACCCGUUUUUAACAGGGAUUAAACUCAACAUAUCACAACUAAAAGUUAGAAAUAGCAUAUGUUACAUACUAGUCAGCACAGGGUCAAUUAUUAUGUCAUAUUUCCUUUAAAAGGGGACUCUUUUUACAGCGGUUAAUGAAUAAUGAAAACCUACAUCAUGCUGUUGCUAGGUAGGUUACUGAAAGUCAGUUUCUUUUUUUUUCAUUGGCAGACUAUCUCCCACCUCCUUUUUUUUGAUAGGCUGACUGUGUAAUUCCACCUGCUGGAUCUAGCUCGCUGUGCGGUCCUCGGAGCUGCCAGUAGCUUCAGUGUCUCGCGUCUGCGGUAGUUGAGAAACUUUGCCGGGUUCCGGGUUUGUUUGUUUUGUUUUUUUAAGUUCAACAAAAUUCGUUAACGUCCCCCCCCUCCCCCAUAAGUCUGUCAACCAUGGCUAUUUUGAUGGAGCACCAGUUUAAGCAGCUUCCGGCUGACAAACAAGUGGAUACGAGAUCGUUCCUGGAGUCGGUGUCUCACAUUCCGCCAUUCUUUGAUUGUCUGGGGUCUGCAGUUUUUUCACCAAUCAAAUCAGAUAUAGUGGGUAAUAUUACCAAAAUCAAAGCAGUUUAUGACACAAACCCCACUAAGUUUAAAACUCUACAGCAGAUCCUGGAGGCAGAGAAGGAGAUGCACGGAACUCAGUGGCCCAAAGUCGGAGCUACGCUAGCAUUAAUGUGGCUGAAAAGGGGUCUGAAGUUUAUCCAGGUCCUGCUGCAGAGCAUCGCGGACGGGGAGAGGGACGAAGCCAACCCCAAUCUCAUCCGGGUCAACGCCACUAAAGCCUACGAAUUGGCACUGAAGAAAUACCACGGCUGGCUGGUGCAAAAGAUCUUCCAUGCAGCUCUCUAUGCUGCCCCCUACAAGUCUGAUUUCCUGAAGGCGCUGUCCAAGGGACGGGAAGUCAAGGAAGAGGAUUGUCUGGAGAAGAUCCGCCAGUUUCUCAUCAACUUCACGCCCACCAUCGACGCGAUCUACGUGAUGUACACCAAAAUGAACGCUGAGCUGGACUACAAAGCCUGACCUCUGGCCUCCCACCAGGACACUUGGAUCCCUUUUUAUCUUCAUCCUGCCUUCGUCUCAAGAGCAAUUACGUUGUGUCAUUAACUCCUAGACUUUACCCUGUCGCCUCCCAAAGCUCCCGCUUGUGAAUGUAAAGGAGACUAGCUGACAUCACAGAACACCGUGUUUCCAACACCAGCGACAGGAAUCUAAGGGUCAUCCUGGAGCUGCUGUGGUCUCAGUUUCUGAAGGUCUCAGACUGGUUUCUUGCAUUAAAAAGAAGAAAGCAAAUGCAUUGUGCCUAUAGGCAGCUCUAGCUGGAAGAGAGUGGAGGUUGUAGUUUAUGCAGUGUCGUGUGCCUUAUUUAGUUCAAAGUGUCGCCUACUAAAAAAAAAAAAAAAAACCUCUGGAUCUAGGAGGCCCUGUGUGCAUAUUUGGGCUUUUUUUUAAGUUACAAAAGCAUUGCUUUUAUGUAUACUAGAAAUUGGACUUAAGUAAAACUUAACAAGUUGAUUUUUAAUUUUGUUCCAGCUGGUUUGUAUGUAAACAUCGUACCAGCAAUCUACAUCAAGAUUGCACAUGCAAAGUUCUGGUUCUGUGGGAGGAUCUUAGUCAGAUCUUCUGAUGCCUUCAUAAUCAUAGUGACAGCUGCGGAUGUCUCUUUGCUAUUGUGCAAACAGCACAAUGAUUAUCAAUUAAAAAGUCUCACAGAUCUAGCAGGGAUAAAAGAGCUCCCGUUGCAUAUUAGCCUGAGCAGUUGCAGGUUUACAAUACAUUACGCUUAAUUAGAUAAGCUUGGGAUGGCGUCAUGCGCGAUUCCUGCUAAGGGCCAUGCUUUAAUGAUCCAAACGGCAAGAGACCGCUGCUGUUAAGGGUGUUGAUAUAGGACCCUUUCUUUUUGUUCCUGGUGCAAAUCCAGUAGUAACAGCAUGUUCUUCACAAAGGAAUGAACCCAUUGGCCUGAACGUGAUACUCUGGAUAAUUGCAGGCAAGUUGCCUGUAUGUCUUCUAACCACAGUUCGGAGCUCAUAGUAAAUCCUGCAACGGCUCAAGCUGCUGUGCAAUCGGAGUGUUGUUUCUGAUCUAAAUGAUUGCACUGAGAAGGUGGCAGGUGACUGGGUAGCUCCAAGCACUGAUAAAAUAAAGACUGCUGUAUUAAGUAGCCUUGAGUUAGGAAGUAUAGAAUUGAUAACUCGCAGUCUGCAGAUUUCUGUUUUUGUGUGUGGGAUUGGCUGGUAAUAGAUGGACACAAGGAAGUCAUGCAAUAUACCAGAGUCUGAACCAGGAGUACCAGCCUUCCAGCCUCUGCAGAUGCUUUAUUUGAAUAUCUGACUGUUGCUUGAAACACUGGAUGAUUGUUUUAAUUAAAGAACUCUCUGCUCAACGGCCUGCAGGGAUGCUCUUUCAGGGAAGGCUGUGUAGAUCUGUGUGCAUUUUCAAGUGGACACCUUUCCAAGAACAUUUGCCUUUAUUCUCUCAAGAGUUUGUUUUCAGAAAUGUAUGUUACUGUUAGAGAAGCACUGUGUUGUUUUUUUAAUUAUUAUUCUUAUUGUUAUAUUCUGGUGUGCUGUACGCAGUUGAAGGGGAAAGUAAUGGGUCUCAAGGAAAACAAAAGAAAUAAUGUGUGUCAGUUCAAGUUCCACAUGCAGGGUUCUUCUCCAUGUUCAUUAAGAAGCCUACCAUGCUACAACCACAGUGCUGGCAUUAACACGCAAGUGCCUCUUUAUGAAGAACUAGGAUUAGGUUGAUAUCACUACAGUAGAGAUUUAAUUGUAUUGCUGUGCUCUGUUUUAUCAUUGCGUUUUGUUUUUAAAUUACAAAAAGCACAGAUAUUCGAAUGUCUAGGUUAGUAGCAAAAGCAAGAGCAUGAAGUUUCAUCAUGGCUGAGCUGAGGAAGGCACAUUUUAAUCUGGGCUGGGAAACGUAUAGGAUUCCCAUGUAAGUAAUGAGUUUCUUAUCAGACCUUGGGAUCAGUUCAGUGGCUCUCAGCCGUGGCCGCUGUAAAUGCCACCAUCGUUUAAAUCACUGAAAUCAUGGUGGUAUUUCUUUUUUUUCAUAUCUCUACUGACCUCAAUAAACCAAAUUUCCUCUAAACACAAUUCAUCUUUCAUUAAUAACAUGCAGUAAGGAAAGUGUGCAGCAUGCAGUGUAGGGUGUGUGCUCUUCAUCACCUUGGUAGAUGAAGCAUUAUUGAAACACUGUUUAAAUCCUCCAAUGUUUCGAUCGUUUGAAUAGACCCCGUUGUCUUCAGUAAGGUUAGUGUUGAUGUAAACUCAUUCUUUGAAUGCUGCUCAGCAUCUUGAACAGGAGCUGAUUUAUAAGACUGGCUGAAGGUGUCUUAUUUUCUGCUGUUUUUUUGUCGCUGUUGUUGUUUUAACCAGACUGGCAUGGGGCUUGUAAAUAUAGAUUUUAUGCCUAGAUUUUAAAGUCAAUCACAGUGAAACACCAAACACACUAGGGGGUCUGUGUUAAUGAUUCAGACAGUUAUGUUUUGUAAUAUGUCUGUGUUUUACAACACUGGAGAUACGUUGCCCCCAUUUUUAACAUCUCUAAGUAUCCUUCAAAUACACAGUAAACAGAAGGUUAUUUUUUAUGGCAGCAAUAUUUUGGUAAAUCAUAAACUCGAUUAGAGGUGAAUGAUUGCCCUACAUUCUGGAGGCUUGAUUACUUCUUAUUGAGUAUAAUUGAAUCCUCAUACUAAUUCUCUGAAUCUUACCCCUAAAAAUAAAAUCUAUAAUGAUGCUCAAUCACCAUUUAUAGGUGGGUGUAUGGGAAAUCACAGCCGGUUUCAGAGGAUUCCUGUUGAAAGAUCACACUGAAAGAUGCUUUUGUAAGAGUCCUAUUGCAACUUCCAUUAAUAACAUAACAAACCUGCCAGCUCCUCUGAGCUGUGUUUACUUGAAAUCAAGGAGAAGGUUGUGGUUUGUUGCCUUUUCUAUAGUACGAGACUGGAGUGGAAUUUUUUCUUGUCUUAUGGCGGAGGAAUAAAGCCCUCUGGUGUGAAGUGUCGCAGGGUAAACUUUCUUAAUAUUAGCAGAACUUUAAUAAAGUAUUUCAUGUUGUUGAUGUUA